Messenger RNA from Alternaria ventricosa, 2751 nucleotides. RefSeq lists its product as uncharacterized. Bases 1 to 2751 code for a protein of 916 amino acids. Gene Ontology annotation, molecular function: ATP-dependent DNA damage sensor activity; mismatched DNA binding; ATP binding. Gene Ontology annotation, biological process: mismatch repair. Gene Ontology annotation, cellular component: nucleus. The record is from RefSeq and is a predicted model, not a curated record. NCBI's taxonomy places the organism in Eukaryota, Fungi, Ascomycota, Dothideomycetes, Pleosporales, Pleosporaceae. The transcript is spliced from 5 exons.
AUGCUCAAGUUCAGUCACUGCGUCUUAGUCACACGUGUCGGUGGCUUCUAUGAGGCAAGCAUGCAAGUCCUGUACUUCGAGCAUGCGGACGAAUUUGCGCCCUUGCUGAACAUCAAAAAGUCCAAGAGGAAGGUUUCAAGAGGUAGCAAGAAGCCCGCCGUCUCUAUGGCAGGCUUCCCCGCAUACCAACUGGACCGGUACCUGAAGAUUCUCGUCCAAGACCUCAACAAACAUGUCGCUAUCAGCGACGAGUAUCUCAAUGAUGCACCGACAAAGGCAAAGGGAGAACCACAGUACACCAGGCGAGUGUCGCGCAUCGUUACACCAGGUACACUGAUCGAUGAACAUUUCAUGGACCCAUGGGAGAACAAUUAUCUUCUCAGCAUUUACGUCAAUCCCGAAGUACUUACGCAAGAAAAGGCUGUGAAGGAGAGCCCUGGCAGUUCGAUUGUCUCUUCUGUUCUCAACUUACCCCGUACAGAGGUCGGCCUGGCCUGGAUUGAUCUGUCAAGUGGCGACUUUCUCACACAGAGCACAGACAUCGCGUCCUUGCCGUCCGCAGUAGCCCGUAUCAAACCCCGAGAAAUUGUACUAGACAGCAUCUUUCAAGAGCAGGAUAACUCGCGUUUCGUUUCGAUCAUGCAAGAAGACGGACAUGUCAUCACAUUUCAGGAACCCUCAGAAAAGCCGCUCACUAUCGACGACUGGAUACCGAUGUUGGAAGACGUCGUGGAAGACUUUGACACUGCCAACUUCACUCCCGGUGAAGUCGCAGCAGGAGGCUCGUUGUUACAUUACGUCAAACAUCAACUGCUUGGUUCGAGAACACGACUGCGCGCGCCAGUACGACACCAAGCCGAGGAGUACAUGAGUAUUGACAAGAACAGUCUGAGAGCGCUAGAGAUCCGAAACACGAUCCGCGAGGGUACUUAUGAAGGAAGCUUGCUACAUGCACUCAAGAAGACGGUCACCAAAAGCGGUACCAGACUGCUUACGGAGCGCUUGUCGGCGCCAUCAAUGUCGUUGUCAACUAUCAACGAUCGACUUGACCUCGUAGAGGAGACCAUACAGUACCCGCAGCUCCGUCAGGACAUCAUCUUGCUCUUGGAGCAAACUUUCGAUUCUUUACGAUUGGUGACGAAGUUCACAUAUGGCCGUGGCGACGCGGAUGACCUCAUGGAGUUGUCGAAGACCAUCCUUGUCACCUCCAGUAUAGUAGACGUCCUUCACGAGCACGCAACCUCGAGGAACUCCAUCCCAGUCGAUACAGCUUCAACCACAUCGGAUAUUCGAAGACGACAGUGCGUUUCUAUGUUAGAGCGUCGAUUCGAUCUAGCGCAACCGCUUGAACUCGCAAACCGCAUACAGCAUGCGAUCGACGAAGACGGCCUCUCCGAGUACCACCGCAUGGAAAACGAAGAAGCUGAAGAGAUGUCCGACUUGGCCCAGGAUGUGAUCGGUCGAGAGGCUGGAGAAGAAGAUCUGAAGAGCUUGCCGAAGCGCGUUCAGCCGAAACUUACGAUGAUCACUGGGAGCUUCAAGAGUGCGACCGAUGGACGGGAAGAUGUUCACAUCAUGAAGCGCAAUGCUAGCGCGACACUUGAACGCCUUCACAAGAGCUUGGACAAGAUGACAGAAGCAAAGGCCACUUUGGAACAAGAGAUGCGUCAAAAGAUGGGUACAGAAAGCUUGGUGUUGAAGUGGACCCCGAACCUCGCGCACAUUGCUCACGUUAAGGGCAAGGACGCAGCUCGCGCUACUGCCUUUUAUCCAAGAAGCUUGAGUAGCAGCAAGUCUACCCGCUCAUUCCAAAUCCCGGAGUGGACUUCACUGGGUGCGCAGAUGGACGAGACACGAUUCCGCAUACGAUCAGAAGAACAACGUGUUCUCGGCGAGCUGCGCGAAGGUGUCGUCCAGAACCUUGUGAAACUUAGACGUAACGCCGCCGUGCUCGAUGAGCUUGAUGUCGCAUGCGCAUUUGCUACACUCGCGAUGGAGAAAGACCUCAUCAGACCCACACUGAGUGCAGAGCCAUCGCAUAAUAUCGUCGGUGGUCGGCAUCCUGUCGUUGAAGCUGGCCUCAGCGAACAAGGCCGCAGGUUCGCCCCCAACGACUGCCAACUCGGCGAUAAUGAGCGCAUCUGGCUCAUCACCGGUCCGAACAUGGCUGGCAAAAGUACAUACCUCCGCCAGAAUGCGCUCAUCUCCAUCUUAGCGCAGACUGGAUCUUUUGUCCCAGCGGAGUACGCAGAGAUCGGCCUUGUCGACAAGAUCUUCAGUCGCGUCGGCUCAGCAGACAACUUGUACCAAGAUCAAUCAACCUUCAUGGUUGAGAUGUUGGAGACGGCUCAGAUACUCAAAGAGGCUACACCGCGCUCUUUCGUCAUUAUGGAUGAAGUCGGGCGUGGGACGACACCCGAGGACGGUAUCGCGGUCGGGUACGCCUGCCUCCAUCACCUCUAUCACGUCAACCAAUGUCGUACGCUUUUCGCAACACACUUCCACGCGCUCGCGGAUAUGACAAAGAAUUUCGAGAAGUUGGCUUGUUACUGCAACGAUGUCCUUGAAGAGCCAGACGGCAAGUUCUCAUACGUGCAUCGGUUGAGGAAGGGUGUCAACCGCGAGAGCCAUGCGCUGAAGGUUGCGAGAGUUGCUGGUCUUCCUGAAGAUGCCGUCGCGAUCGCAGCGAAGGUACUAAAAGAACUCAAAGGACGGACGAGCGAUGCUGGGGUGGCUUCGGCAGCUAUCUAG